This is a messenger RNA of Peromyscus leucopus (white-footed mouse), 2687 nucleotides long. It is a transcript of the gene Enosf1, whose product is annotated as enolase superfamily member 1. The transcript has 16 exons. NCBI's taxonomy places the organism in Eukaryota, Metazoa, Chordata, Mammalia, Rodentia, Cricetidae. Gene Ontology annotation, molecular function: L-fuconate dehydratase activity; magnesium ion binding. The coding region runs from base 292 to 1635 and encodes 447 amino acids. The record is from RefSeq and is a predicted model, not a curated record. Gene Ontology annotation, biological process: amino acid catabolic process; carbohydrate catabolic process.
GAGCGGCCACACGCUUGCCACGCCUGGCUUCCUUCCCACUGCGGUCUUCCCUGGAAGAACCUAGCUGGCUCCUCGUUCUCCGCCUCGCCCAAGCUCUGGCCUCCAGCGGGGCUGGCUAGAAAUCCCGGGCAGGUGUGCAGCCACGGCCCCAGAGGACCGACCAAUCCUCGCCCGCCGACCGCGCCCUCCCGCAGGGUUGCAGGAACCACCCUGCCUGGCCGGGGGCUUGGGCAGAUCUGCUCCCUAAACCGGCCUCUCCGCCACCCAGGGCUCCCGGGGGCGGCGUGCGAAAUGGCUCGCGGCAGGAUCUCCCAGCUCUCGGUGCAUGACGUGCGCUUUCCUACGUCGCUAGGUGGCCACGGCUCCGACGCCAUGCACACAGACCCUGACUACUCGGCUGCCUAUGUUGUCAUAGAGACUGAUGCAGAAGAUGGACUCAAGGGCUAUGGCAUUACUUUCACUCUGGGGAAGGGCACUGAAGUUGUUGUCUGUGCUGUGAAUGCUCUUGUCCACCACGUGCUUCACAAGGAUCUCAGGGACAUCGUUGGUGACUUCAGAGGCUUCUACAGACAGCUCACAAGUGAUGGGCAGCUCAGAUGGAUUGGUCCAGAGAAAGGUGUAGUGCAUCUGGCCACGGCAGCUGUUCUGAAUGCUGUGUGGGACCUGUGGGCAAAGCAGGAAGGGAAGCCUUUAUGGAAGCUGCUUGUGGACAUGGAUCCACAGAUGCUGUUGUCCUGCAUUGAUUUCAGGUACAUCACUGACGUCUUGACAGAAGAGGAUGCCUAUGAAAUACUGAAGAAAGGUCAGCUUGGUAAAAAAGAAAGAGAAGAACAAAUGCUGAGAAAUGGCUACCCUGCCUACACCACAUCAUGUGCCUGGUUGGGGUAUUCAGACAGUACACUGAAGCAGCUCUGUGCAGCGGCACUGAAGGAUGGCUGGACCAGGUUUAAAGUAAAAGUUGGGGCUGAUCUCCAGGAUGACAUACGAAGAUGCCGUCUCAUCAGGGACAUGAUCGGACCAGAGAAGACUUUGAUGAUGGAUGCCAACCAGUGUUGGGAUGUGCCUGAGGCAGUGGAGUGGAUGUCAAAACUGGCUGAGUUCAAGCCAUUGUGGAUUGAGGAGCCCACAUCCCCUGAUGACAUCCUGGGCCAUGCAGCUAUUUCCAAGGCAUUGGCCCCAUUAGGAAUUGGCGUUGCCACAGGAGAACAGUGCCAGAACCGAGUGAUAUUUAAGCAACUCUUACAAGCGGACGCCCUGCAGUUUCUCCAGAUUGACAGCUGCAGACUGGGGAGCGUCAAUGAAAACCUCUCAGUGUUGCUGAUGGCCAAAAAGUUUGGAAUCCCUGUUUGCCCCCAUGCCGGUGGAGUUGGACUUUGUGAACUGGUACAGCACUUGAUUAUAUUUGACUACAUAUCAGUCUCCACCAGCCUUCAAAACAGGAUGUGUGAAUAUGUGGACCAUCUGCAUGAACAUUUCAAGUAUCCCGUGGUAAUCAAGAAUGCUUCCUAUCUGCCUCCCAAGGAUGCAGGCUACUCAACAGAAAUGAAAGAGGAAUCCGUAAAGAAACACCAAUACCCAGAUGGAGAGGUCUGGAAGAAACUCCUCGUUGCUCAAGAUUCAUGUAGUCAGCCUUAACACUUUUUUUUUCUGAAGUGGAAAUGCUUAAAAUUUUGGAGUUUUAUAAAAAUAGAAGAAAAAUCAAGUCUAGCUGCAGGUCAUAUUCACCUCAGGAAUCAGCUGUCAUCAUGGUGGAUGGUCAACAAGUUAAUAUUCUACUUUUCUUUUCUUUUUUUUUUUUAAUUCUAAAGCAAAUGUACCUAACCCAAAGCCUAGGAAGAUGGUAAAUCUCUAUCACAUGCUAGAUAUUAAGCUAUAAUUUGAAAAUAAGCAAUGUUUCACAAUGUUUUGUAACAACUCCUCAUUCUAACACUUGUCAUAAAUCAGAAUAAAAAUGGUUCUGCAUCACUGUAAGUAAUCUGGGAAAGCAGAAAAAAAAAAAAAAAAAAAAAAAAAAAAAAAAGGAUUCACUCAUUUGUCCUGAAAUAGCAUCCCUUCUGUUAUCAGUCUAAGCAUUUUAGGGAAUCCACACCUCACUGAAAUUAAUGGGGACAAAUGGUAUUUCUUCACGCUUUCAUAACUCUUAAAAAACUAUCUUAGCCAGGCAUGGGAACUCCAACUUGUAAUCUCAGCAUGCAGGAGGCUGAAGCUGGAGUUGUGCCAUAUGUCUGAGGCUAGCCUAAGGCACAUACUAGCUCCAGACCAGCUAGGGCUAAAGUGUGAGACAUGUCCCCGUACCACCACAACCACCAAGAAACAAAACCUUAAAAUGUGAUUUAAAACCUUCUGAUGGUUAACAUUACAUUUAAGGUUUAAUUACUAUGCUUAAGAUAGGCGUAUAUAGAACAAAAAAUGCCUCUGGCAUGUAAAGCCCUAGCUUGUACAGGCUGUACCCUGCCAGCCCACUCCCCCCACCCCCAUCAUUUUUUUUAACCAGAUGUUGAAGAUUCUUAAAUUGACUGAUCUUGUAAAAACUGCUGUUCUAACAAGAUAAUAGGUCAUAAGCCUAACUGCUAUUUCUGCUUUUGUAAUCGGAACUGCUUACUCUGCUCAAAAAGAUGACUGGGACAACUGCAAGACAUGUAUGUUAAAAAUUAGACCCUGCCUACUGGUAGGCAGAAUACUUGUAA